Messenger RNA from Aspergillus fumigatus Af293, 1362 nucleotides. Its product is annotated as putative oxalate decarboxylase. Bases 1 to 1362 code for a protein of 453 amino acids. Gene Ontology annotation, biological process: oxalate metabolic process. The transcript has 5 exons. Lineage: Eukaryota; Fungi; Ascomycota; Eurotiomycetes; Eurotiales; Aspergillaceae. The record is from RefSeq and is a predicted model, not a curated record.
AUGAAGUCUAUCCACAUUCUGCAAGCUUUCCUUCUUGUUGUCCCCUGUGCCAAUGGAGCCCCUACGGCCCAGCCUUCGAAUCCUCCAUUGAGAGGCUCGACGGAUCUGCGCGGCUAUUCCUCCUCCAAUACCAUCACGGAGCAAUCGACUGAGGUCAAGUAUACCCUCGUGACUGGGCAAAAGGAGGAUGCCAAGAAUGGGGUGUAUCUUGACUUUGAGGGCGUGGACAAUCCGCAGCCGAUCCGGGGAGAUCGGGGAGGGUCGGACCCAGGACCGAGUAUCGAUAAGCUGGCUCCUCCUGGGACGGAUCAUGGUCAGACGAUCAACGCGCAGUGGCCGAUGGACGGGGCUGGAUGGGCUCGACAGGAAAACACGAACGUCAUGCCGGACGCAACAGCCAUGGCCGGGGUUGACAUGAGACUUGAGCCCCAUGCGUAUCGGGAACUGCAUUGGCAUGUCGCGGCGGAGUGGUCGCUUGUCCUCAAUGGAUCCUGUCGUAUCCAGGUACGUUUUUCCCUCCUUUUCAUUGAUGUCGCUGACCGUCAGGCCGUCAAUGAGAAUGGGGAAACGUUCAUCGACGAUGUGAGCGAAGGUGAUGUCUGGUUCUUCCCUCCGGGCGUUCCUCACUCCAUUCAAGCUUUCAACACAGGGGUCGAGUUCCUUCUAGUCUUCGACGAUGGAUCCUUCUCCGAGGAUAAUACCUUCCUCGCCUCAGAAGUCUUUGCACACAAUCCCAGAGAAGUCCUAGCCAAAGACCUGGGUGUUCCCAUCGCCUCAUUCGAAAACCUUCCCGAGGACGAACUGUACAUCUUCCCUGGCACCCCAGCCCCCAAGGACAUCGAGGCCCAAAACGUCUCGACGGCAGCGGGAAUCGUCCCCAGAACGCAGAGCUACUCGUACCACUUCUCCGAGCAGCCCGCCCACGAAGUCGCCGGCGGAUCCGUCAAGAUCGUGGAUCCCGUCACCUUCCCCAUCGCCAGUAAUUUCUCUGCGGCUGUCGUGACCGUCAAGCCGGGCGGGAUGCGCGAGAUCCACUGGCAUCCGACCAGCGAUGAGUGGGCAUUUUUCAUCCGUGGCCAGGGCCGCGCCACGCUGUUCUCGGCACCCAGUACGGCCACGACGUUUGACUACCGCGCCGGGGACGUGGGAUACUUUCCUAAGUCGAACAGUCACUAUAUUGAGAAUACCGGGGACGAGGACCUGCUCUUCCUCGAGGUGUUGCAGGCAGACAAGUUCACUGACAUCGCACUAGGGCAAUGGAUUGCGUCUACGCCGCGACAGAUCGUGGCAGAUACGCUGAAGCUGAGCAAUGAGACCUUGAGCAAGUUGAAGACGGACAAGCAGUAUGUUGUUGCUGGAUAA